Ostertagia ostertagi is the source of this 624-nucleotide messenger RNA. NCBI's taxonomy places the organism in Eukaryota, Metazoa, Nematoda, Chromadorea, Rhabditida, Trichostrongylidae. The record is from the annotation of a GenBank genome assembly.
AUGCUGGAAUGUUGUACAAGUAAGCUGUUGGAACAACGACUGAAGUCGUUUCUUAUGUGCCUUUGUACUUCAAUACUCAUCAACAUCGGCUCGGCUGCUGACAGCUCUGCGACUCGAGAUCAGCGUAUUGAAGUUUACCGAUCUCCUUCGUGCGCAUCUUCCGCUUUCGAUCAGUUGUUAAAAGCUCUUGGAGAUUUGGUAGCUGAUAACAACAAAUUCCUUGUAAUUGGGGACUUCAACUUCCCGGAUAUUCUGUGGUCCCCUCAUAUGGACUCCAGACCCGCUAGCCUCAGUGCACGUCGAUUCGUCGAGCUGUGUGAAAAUCUUAAUCUGCAUCAGUUGGUCUCAAAGGGAACCCAUGGCACCAACAUUCUAGAUCUUGUUCUAACCAACAGUGAAGGUCUUGUUAGGGACGUUGCUGUCAAAGCACCCAUCGGAAAUAGCGACCAUGCCUCUGUCCAUUUUUGGAUUACGACUCGAAUGGAAGAGAGUUCAGGCAUAUCCAUGAAGAGAAAUUUUAAGAAGGCCAACUUCGAUGACAUUUUAGCUUAUCUUAGCAACAUUGACUGGUUUGGUUCAUUGGCUACUGUGGAAACGAUAAUAUUCGGACAGUAUGUGCGGUGA